AAUGUGACUAACGAGGAGCAUCAGCUGUCCCUCCUGAGACCAUGCUGCAGCUGCUCCUGACUGUCCUUCUGUUUGUUGAAUCGCCUAAAGAUGUGGACUCUGGUCCUGUACCUGAAGCCCAAACAGCUCUUCGGGAAGACCUGUUGAGUAAGGUGUUGCAUUAUAUAAAUUCAAACCCAGAGACUGUAGAAGAACUGGCAUCAGAGAACGAUGGCGUGUUGGGGGGAGACAUGAUAACAGCAGCGCAGUGGGAACCGUGUGGCCAACUCAGGAGAUACCGUACGUCAUCAGCCCAGCGUUGGGAAUCUUUUUUUAUUUGUGUAUUUUCAGCCAGUCGGAGGAAACACAUCCUCUCUGCUAUGAAGAUGGUGUCUAAAGACACCUGCGUGUCCUUCCACAAGCGAACCUCUGAGACAAACUACCUGCUCUUCACAACCAGCAACGGUUGUGCGUCGUCCGUGGGCUUCUUGGGCGGAGAGCAGCCAGUGUACGUCGGGCCCACGUGCCUCGUGGGUAACAUCGUCCAUGAGAUUCUUCACGCUCUGGGCAUCCAACAUGAACACACGAGGACAGACCGUGAUCAGUACAUUGCAGUUCUUCCCCAUAAUAUCAUGCCAGGGAUGGAGAAAAACUUUAAAAAACAAGAAGGCGAAACCUUCGAUCUUCCUUAUGACGUUACAUCUAUCAUGCACUAUGGAAGUGUUUUUUUUUCAUCAAACGGCCGGCCCACCAUUGUCCCCAAAAAUAAUGUGAAGGACAUGGGACAGAGGGUUAAAAUGACAAAGAUGGACAUUGAGAAAGUUCGCCGUCUCUACAACUGUGAUGCAGAGACGCAGCAGGAAAGCAGUGGCGAUGGGAUGGAGGUUAGAAACAUGCACGUAGUGGCCCCAAACAAUCCUGUUUCUGCCAACAAACCAGAGAAAAAUCAAACAUCUACUGUCUCUCCGUCCACUUCGCUGCAGCACCUGACUGCUGCCACGAGAGGGAACAGUAGCACCAGCAGAGGACACGACUAGACUGAGCUGGGACUUUGUACCAAUAAAACCAAAAUAUUCAUCCCAGAUUUGUCUUUGCUGACAUGUUUCACAAGACAUCAGGCAGCUGAAACAAACUCAUUUAUCUGUUAAUGUCCCUCAUUAUUAAAAAAGAAACCAGUACCUUCCAAGUGCUGGGACACCUGACACCAAUAUAAAGAGUGGUAACAAUAGCUAACCUACUGUUUGCCAUAUCAAUCAGUGCAAUGUCUAGAAAUUAUUUUAAUCACAAUAUUAGUUGAUUAGAUUCGGUGUAGUUGAUUUUGUGAUUAACUUUUCUCUCUAAAAGAGAAAAGGUGUCCGUUUCACAUCAUCUCUCUCUGCCGUGCAUUACAACACAAUUAUCAUCACAAAGCUGUAUUUAGAAGAUAUUGGAUGAAUCCCAUCACAGACUCAAGAAAUCCCCCAUUAAGCUCACAUCACAGUAACUUAUCUGCGUCAGACAAAUCAUCGUCUCUAUGUUUGUGUUUGUAAUUCUGGCGCGUUUCCACCAAAUGAUUUCCUUAAUUACCAUCCACAGGGGGGGCCGCUGUAAUUAAAAGACUAUUAAAGCC
Messenger RNA from Micropterus salmoides (largemouth bass), 1588 nucleotides. Its product is annotated as zinc metalloproteinase nas-4. The transcript is spliced from 10 exons. The record is from RefSeq and is a predicted model, not a curated record. The coding region runs from base 42 to 1016 and encodes 324 amino acids. Gene Ontology annotation, biological process: proteolysis. Gene Ontology annotation, molecular function: metalloendopeptidase activity; zinc ion binding. Lineage: Eukaryota; Metazoa; Chordata; Actinopteri; Centrarchiformes; Centrarchidae.